This is a messenger RNA of Cyphellophora europaea CBS 101466, 1026 nucleotides long. RefSeq lists its product as uncharacterized. The transcript has a single exon. NCBI's taxonomy places the organism in Eukaryota, Fungi, Ascomycota, Eurotiomycetes, Chaetothyriales, Cyphellophoraceae. The coding region runs from base 1 to 1026 and encodes 341 amino acids. The record is from RefSeq and is a predicted model, not a curated record.
AUGUCUCUCGUCGAGCGUCUCUUCCCAGCCGCCGAGCUUGCUGCCAUGAAGCACGCCGUCCUUUCUGCUACCGGCGACAACGAGCCAGCAGCUAAACGCCGCAAGAUCCAGCGCCAGCAAUCUGUUCGCUCCUAUCGGAGUACCGAUUCUGGCUACAACUCCGAUAAUGUAUCCGACAUCGAAGCUUCCACAAACACAACGACGGAUAUGACCUCGAAGCAUACCAACCCUCCAGUAGCACCAGAGAUGUCUUCGUUUUCGUUCUCGUCAUCUAACCGCAAAUCAUCCGUUACCAUGCCCGCCUCACCUUCGACACACUCAGAAGAGGACUAUACCGACGUCAUCGCCCGUGCCCGCGCCCGUCUCUACAGCAAUGCCUCCCUGUCCAUACCCAGCCCACCGGUCUCAACCUCACAAGACUCUCCCGGCUUCAAUACCAACGCCGACUAUUCCCUUCCAUCUCCCUCCUCCACAUCGCACGAUGAAUUCCAGUACCCUUCCCCUGUUUCCGUCGAGCCCAGCAUCGCCUCCAGCGACACCACCUCGGGCUGCAACCUCGGCACCUUCAUCAGCCUAGGCCUCGCGGUGACGAGCCACGAGAGGAAUUUGCUGACGACGCUGGUCCCGGAGCCUAAAGCCCUGCCGUCCUGGCAGAUGGAGGCAUGGGCCGCGAAGCGCAUGAGCAUGCUGGAGGCCCAGCGCAGACUGCGAGAGCAGGAGCGCAGGAGGCGUGAGGGUCUCUUGCGGAGGCGUCCCAGCGCUGAUGAGGCCGCGGAUCAGCAGGAACAGGCGAGGCGUUCGAGCUACGCGGGAUUUGCCAUUGGCUGUCACGACGGUGAGGAUGAGGAGGAGUUCGAGGGUGGUGAGGUUGAGGGUGAGGGCAAAGGUUUGAAGGGCGGUGCUGGAGAGGCGUCCGAUGCGCCGUUGAAGAGCGUAGAGGCGUUUGACGAUUUCUUCGAUGUCGACGCGGCUUGUGAGCAGGAGGGCGAGCACCACCGGGCGAGUGUCGAGAUAUGCGAGACAUGA